UAGGUUCAAAAAAAUAUUCAGUGAACUGAUAAAUUGAGGUCGAUAAUAUAGGUAUUUGGCUGUGUCAAAUACCCUUAAGAUAAGAACCUCAUAACCCUAACCUAGAUAAAUUAAGAUAAAAAUACAUCAGUUUUACAUUUCAAGCAUGACUUCUGACAAUUUAUCUAAUCGACUUUUGCCACGUGUUACAAGAACGAAAGAAUUGUAGUAAAUUAUUUAUAAUGAUACCAAAUGAUAUUAUUCCAUUUGAAGAAAAAAAUGCAUUGUGUUAAAUAUUUACUAGGUAGUGAAUUUUUUAAUGUGUAAAAUCUGUAUAGUAUAUGAAUUAUCUGCCAAAAACUUGAAGAUGACAUUUCAUGUAUCAUGGACUUAUAUCAUCUGUUUCCUGGAUUUUUUUGGGAUUAGUGUUUUUAUUCCUUUGUUUUCUGGACAUUUAAAAAGUUUAGGCGCGAGCCACUUUUUCAUUGGUGCUGUUAGUUCUAUUUAUGCAGGAUGUCAACUUUUAAGUGGUCCCAUUAUUGGGAGCUUAAGUGACAGACUGGGACGGCAGAAUAUUUUAAUUUUCUGCCUUUCCGUAACUUCUGCCUGCUACUUUUUUAUGGGAAUAACUUAUUCUUUUUACUUCAUACUGUUUCUGAGAGCUACUUUAGGGACAUUUAAACACAUCCAAUCAUUAAAUCGCACAAUAGUAGCCGACCAUGUUUCAAUCGAAGACCAAACCGUGGUUUUUGGACGAUUGAAUGCAAUCGCAGGAAUCAGUUUUACAAUUGGUCCAGCGAUUGGAGGACAUUUUGCAGAACUCGAAAAUGGGUUUUCCCAUAUCUGUUAUUUCACGAGUGUCAUUUUCGUCCUAAACAUUGUGAUAUCGUACCUCUACCUCGAGGAUCCACCAAAAGAGAAAAAAGCCUCCAAAUUAAAAAAUGUAGAUCUGUCCACCUUAGUAAAAAGUAUUCCAAAAAAUCUCAUCGCAGCACUUUACGGACUUGCGAGUAUAAACUGGCCCAUCUUCUGGGAUAUAUUUCUCAUGAAGUUCGUAACUGCAAUGGCAAAGGACUCCUUCAUCAAUAAUUAUUCCAUCAAGGUUCGAGAGAGGUUUCAAGUCUCGCCAAAAUCGGUCGGAUACAGUUUGGCCCUUCAGGGAUUUUCUGCAGCAGUUGCAGGUCUCUCGAUGGGAUACAUAAAUAAAUUGCUGUACAAAGAAAAGGUAGAUUAUGAAAGACACAGUACAAGAAUUCACAUUUUUGUCACCUUCAUAUAUUUAGCUUUACUCUGCACGAGCCAAGUGCAGUUUUUCGUACUUUUUGGAAUGGUCCUGACAUUUUUCAGUAUGAUUCUCAGAGUCAAAGAAACUGAAAUGUUAUUUCAGAGAUGUCCACCGUCUCAAAGAGGUUCUUUAGUGGGAAUGGGAACUAGUAUUACAAACAUUGCUAGAAUGCUGGCUCCUCUAAUUGUGGGAAUUGCCGAAGACCUUUACGGAGUAAGUAGUGGGAUUACGUUAGCCAUAAUUAUGUCAAUUAUUGCGAUUUUUGUGUCGAUUAAAGUCAACAAUUCAAUGGCUGUGAUGGCAAAAAAUGACUGACUAAUGUUAAAAUUAUUAAGUACACUGCCUGUAUUUAUAUUUUAAUAAACAUUUAUUUUUUAU
Belonocnema kinseyi is the source of this 1642-nucleotide messenger RNA. RefSeq names its product major facilitator superfamily domain-containing protein 9-like. The coding region runs from base 299 to 1579 and encodes 426 amino acids. Gene Ontology annotation, biological process: transmembrane transport. The record is from RefSeq and is a predicted model, not a curated record. NCBI's taxonomy places the organism in Eukaryota, Metazoa, Arthropoda, Insecta, Hymenoptera, Cynipidae. The transcript has 5 exons. Gene Ontology annotation, molecular function: transmembrane transporter activity.